Molecule: messenger RNA, 2361 nt
Organism: Triticum urartu
Lineage: Eukaryota; Viridiplantae; Streptophyta; Magnoliopsida; Poales; Poaceae
Source: RefSeq, a predicted model, not a curated record
AUGCUGCGACCCGCCAACCCCUCCGCUCGCUGGUCGCUGCGGCCCUUCCCGCGCCAAUCGCCUGCGUCGGCCGGUGGCCUCGUUUGGUCGCCGGAGUCCGAGCCGCCCCUAGUGCCGUGCGUGCCCAGGUCCGGCCUUCAUGGGCGCCCGCGCCCAGCCCGAUCCCACUCUCCACUCCCCCCACUCCCCCACGAUCCCCUUCUCCUUCCCCAUCGGUCUGGAUCGGGAUCGGCCCGAUCCCAUUGCCCCCGAUACCCGGCGUCCGCCCAUCGCCGUCCACUGCCGCCUGGAGCUCCGCGAGCCUCACCGGAGCCACCCCGUCGCCCUCCUGCCGUCACCAUCGCCUGGAGGACCACCUCGCCACGACGCCGCCGCCUCCACCUUGUCGUCUACCCCGUCGGCCUGCCUCCCGCUCCGCCUCACUGGACGUCCCCGAGCCCACUGCCAGUGCCCUCCACCACCCGACUCCUGGCUGGGCACUUAGUCAGGCCGGCCGUGUGGGUCAAGCGUGACAUGGCGGCUCAGAGGCGAUGGCGCAAGCCAGCUGCAGCAAAGGUCCGGCUCAAGGCACAACGACUUGGAGGUGAGUCCGUUCUGACGAGGGUGCUCCGGCGGGUCGUUGAAGUACGGUCGUGGGGCACAACUGUUGACCGUAGUAGCAGAGGUGUGGCCGUCUUACAGCCACAGCAGGGAAAACGGCGGCUUGAACACAGGUUUGUAUAUAUGCCCGCAGUGGUAGUCUAUUGAUCCAGAACCGUAGAAGCAACUCGAGGCGAGGCGGUCUGGUGCGGCUAUGGCGACGAAAUCAGUGGCGUCUCUGGAGGCGCAACGUGCUAGUAGCUCCAGAAGGCACAGCGCGCGACAGCAGCAGCUCCAGAAAACGAGGCUUUGUCGGCAGCGGCCGCGGCCAGCUUGCAACAGAGGCUUGGGGCGACUCGGAGUGAAGACGACCGGCGAGGGCGGGCUGCAGCAGAACGGCACAGCGACGGCCGUGGUCCGGCCGGCUCGGUGCUGCAGAACGCGGGCGGCUCGGAUGCGGCUUGGCGGCUCUGCGGAGGCGACUUGAAACGUUGAUGCAGCUCAUGAGGCGGCCAGCAGCUUGAGGUUUCGGCCGUGAUUGGAGCAGCGGCUUGGACGGGGGUAGAGGCAGGCCAUUGCCGGAAUCAGCUUGAAGGCGACUCAACGAUUUGGAGGCCGACGCAGUCGGAGGAGGGUGUCGAGGCGCCGGCGACUCGAAGACAGGCAAAUGCCGCGGCGGUUCAGCGGGCGAGGAGGUGGCAGCAGGCCGGUUCUGGCACCAGCGGCGACUCAGCUGUAGCGGCUGAAGCCAGCCGCAAAGGCGGACAACCAGCAGAGCAACGACGGCUCGAUAGCGGAAUCGUCUUCCGAAUAGUUGGUUGUUUCCCAAUUUUUUAAAUAUAUUUUUUAAGCUCCACGUACUUGUCUUUGCGUGGCUUUGUAGUAGCACUAUCCUUCAGAGUAGUAGUACGCCUUUGGAUUGAUAGGAAGCAGCAGGAGCUGGGGAAUCCAUCAGACUUUGUUUUUUGCAUUGAUCAACACUUGAAUCCUUGAUCCAUAUGGCCAAAACUUCACAACAGUUUUAAUCACAGAAAAAUAGGACCGGUGGCCGCUCAUCGAUUCCAUAUUCACACCAUGUGCUUUCAAGGUAAAAACUCCGCCGGGCUGAAGCCGCAGUAGAGACCCAUGGCAGCAGCGGUGAGUGAGGCCGCGGCGACGCCUAGAACGGGGCAGAAGAAAUGACCCAAGAAAGAGAGCCGGUUUGCAAACAGCAGUGGAAAAAACGAUCGACGGCUCGCCGGCGGCAGCUUAACGUGGCCAUAAUGGCGACUUGCAGAUGCUCAGAAGCGUUUUGGCGACUCGGAUGUUGCAACAAGGGUACUCCGACGGGUCGACGUGAUGCGUCCGCGACAGCAACGGGUUGAAGAGGCGCGGCCGUGGCCGGUUCAGCGCGGCCGACGUGGAGGAGGGCUGCGGCGAGGUUAGUCCACGGCGGCCCGGCUGUUGGCGGUUUGGCCAUAGCGGCAGAAGAGGCGAGGCGCGACCGACAAAGAAGGCAGUAGAAGCGGAGCGAAGCGGCGACUGCUGUAGACCCGCGGUCGUAGAGCAAGGCCAGCGGAGGCGGUUUGCGGUAGAGGCCGGCCGGCCAGGCGCGUCCGGUCCGGGGUGCAGCCAUGGCCACGGUAUCGGCAGAGGGCGGCUCGAAAGCGGCUCGAGGUGCAGCGAUUGCCGCAGUGGCGGUGGAGGGAGUCCACGCCCUCGACCCCAUCCAAUCCGGGUCGUGGUUGCUUUGAUUUUUUUUUCGAUUGACGAAUCGUUCGCCCAGGACUUUCCUUUCUUGAA